AUGGUCGUCAAGGCAAUCGAGUCCUACGAGGAGUUCCAGACCCUCAUCAACGGUGACAAGCCCGUCGUCAUCGACUUCUGGGCCACCUGGUGCGGUCCCUGCAGGGUCAUCGGUCCCAUCUUCGAGAAGAUCUCCGAGACGCCCGCUGGCGACAAGCUUGGCUUCUACAAAGUCGACGUCGACGCUCAGGAGAAGAUCGCCGCCGAGGUCGGUAUCAAGGCCAUGCCCACCUUUGUCUUCUUCAAGGACGGUAAGAACGUCAAGCAGGUCCUCGGUGCCAACCCGCAAGCUCUUCAGGUCGGCUCGUUGCGUAUUCUCGCAAGUGGCGAAGUGUCUUGCCCUCAUUCAAACGGCCAGCGCUGUGCGCGCAGGACAUCGCUGCGAGCCAAUGGGCGCAGAGACCGAUAUGCUGAUCGAUAUGCCAUGGUGCUGGUGAUGCUGGUCCACACGAGUGAGGAGGAGUGA
Pseudozyma hubeiensis SY62 is the source of this 465-nucleotide messenger RNA. RefSeq names its product thioredoxin. The coding region runs from base 1 to 465 and encodes 154 amino acids. Gene Ontology annotation, molecular function: protein-disulfide reductase activity. NCBI's taxonomy places the organism in Eukaryota, Fungi, Basidiomycota, Ustilaginomycetes, Ustilaginales, Ustilaginaceae. The record is from RefSeq and is a predicted model, not a curated record. The transcript is spliced from 2 exons.